Molecule: messenger RNA, 2134 nt
Organism: Thunnus maccoyii (southern bluefin tuna)
Lineage: Eukaryota; Metazoa; Chordata; Actinopteri; Scombriformes; Scombridae
Product: F-box/LRR-repeat protein 12-like
Exons: 3
Coding region: 1-1224 (407 amino acids)
Biological process (GO): SCF-dependent proteasomal ubiquitin-dependent protein catabolic process
Cellular component (GO): SCF ubiquitin ligase complex
Molecular function (GO): protein binding
Source: RefSeq, a predicted model, not a curated record
AUGGAUGAAUUUAAAGCCUGUAAUCUAGACUACUGUCCAGAAAACAUUUUAAUUGACGUAUUGUCAUAUCUGAGCGUACGAGAGCUCGUCCGAGCUGGAAGAGUCUGUAAGAGAUGGAGACGCCUUGUGAAAGACCAAAGACUGUGGAGGCUUGUCGAUCUGACAGCAUGGAAAGGGGUGACAUCCCGCAUACUUUGGGUCCUGCUGCGUCAGUUCCUGGGUUGUGGACUACGGUGCCUACGGUUGCGUGGUUUGCUGCUUUCUGCCCGAGGGGGUACCUUUCUCUCUGAGUCUUGGCUCAAAGCUUUGUCUACAAAGUGCCCUCGCCUGAGUAAGCUCUACCUUCUGCAUGCAGACCUGAGAAGCCUUCCCAGUUGCCAGCUCCUACCUACAUCUUUGCAGGUGCUGGAGCUGCGUGGUUGUGAGCUGCCUCGGGGCUUUUUCGACCAGAGCCUUCCUACGUCCCCUGCUGAUCCCCAAGAAAGAGCAGAAGCUACAUCCAGUGUUGGUGCUCAACAGAAAGGACGGGAUCAGAAAGGAAAAGGGUCUGGCUCUCCAUCGGGGAUUUCUAUUGAGAGGUUAGUCCUUAACAAUGUUCCUUCUUUCACGGACCAACACCUGCAGAGUCUGACAUCAUGGGAGAGGCUCAGUCGACUGGAGCUGCGUGACACCUUUCGUGUGACGGCUAACGGGCUCAGGAGCUGCGCUGCCAAGGAUGGCGUCUGCGGUGUGGAAGGGCUGUUCAGGCUCAAGUUUCUAGAAAUAGGCAUCACUGGGCGGCAGGGCUACCAGUUACAGAUGGCCUCUCUGGGGCUAGGGGCAGGAUGGCUCGGACUAGAGGAGCUGAGCCUGGGUGGUAAGGAAGUGGGGCCAGGCUUGCUCUGUGCCAGCCGUCUGAAGGACCUGAAGUGUCUGUGCUUGUGGGCUUGCACGCUCAGUGAGAUGCAGAUAGUGCGGAGUUGCAGGAUGCUCCGUGGGCUCCGCAGACUGGAGUUUUUGGAUGUAAUCUUCCAGCCUCGGCAGUGUCCACCAGUGGUGGAGGGAGAGGGUGGUGGUGAAGAAGAGCAGGACAGUGAGGAAGCUGUAGGUGGAGACAGCAGCAACGAUGAGAACAAACUAGAUAUGAAUGAUCCUAUUCCAAGUCUGCGCCGCUCACUGGCUGUGCUGCUGCCAUGCUGUGCACUAGUUUUCACCAACUGCUCUGUUCAGAUAAAUGCAGACUAAAUGAAAUGAAGUAUCCACUGCUGCUGUAAAGGAGUGGCCGAUAUGGAUCCUCUAUUACAAAGACAUGUAAUUUUAUAUAGUGAUAGCGAUAUAAUCAAUGAAUGAAUUAUGUUUUUUUAUCAUUGUGUCAUGCAUACAACUGUGCUCAGCCCACAUGGGCUUACAAGACACCACACUUUCAUAUAAGCCACAAUUGUGCAUAUACAUGUUCAAACAAUACUACAAAAAGCCCAAAAAUAAAGAAACCUGAUUCUCAUUUUCACAAUCAGAUUUGCAAACCUUCAUAAAAACUUGAUUUUUAAUGUAGUUAUAGAGUAUAUUGUGAUGUGGUACCUUUUUAUGGAAAAUCAAAUAAGAAGCUGUUUAUGGAUAAAAUAACCAGAUGGGAAUAUCAAUUGUUGGCUAAUCCAGCACAUGAAAUACCUGACAAAUCAAAGUACCUCAUUACAUCAAUGCAAACGUCAUAAAAAUGAUUAAGAAGUUUUUGUCAUACUGUUUUAACUGAGUUGCAGUACAAAAUGUGGAACGUAUGUCACAGCUUGACUGUAAACACAUAAGCAGCUGUCGGUUACCAAGGCAGAGAAAUGAAGUGUAUUGUUGGCAAUGAUGCACCUGUUUCCUGUUGCUUCACCUCUUUUCAACAGUGUACAUUAACAAAAUUAUCUGUUACAAGCAGGUGUGUGUUUUUUUUUUUUUCAACUCCAACUCCAAAUUCUGUUAUUUUUCCAUACAUGGAUUUUUAGAAAUUAUGAAAAAUAGAAAUGUUAAUUGUUAUUGUCUGUUUAUUGUAUACAUGAGGGAAAACAUGAGAAAUAUGUGUCCUUGACAUGAAGUGUGUCAACAGUAUUUAGAAGGUGGGAUGUUAAACAGUUUUGAAUAAAUCUGGAUGAAUAAAUCUUCAAGCAUCAUU